AUGUCUGGCACCUUCCCUGUGCUCUUACAGCUGCCUAACGGUCAGACCAUGCCAGUCGCUAUACCUGCGUCUAUAACAAGCUCAAGUGUACAUAUUCCAACUACAAUCCCUCUUGUCAGACCCAUCACCGUAGUGCCUAAUGUCCCCGGGAUCCCAGGACCUCCCUCCCCACAGCCACAGCCCGCCCAAUCAGAGGCAAAGCUGAAACUGAAAGCCACGUUAAGCCAGCAGUUUCCUCAGGUAACCAAUGGAGAUGGUGGUGAAGUCCAGAGCACCGCUGUAACUCACACUGCAGCUCCUGCUUCUCCAGCCCUGACCCUGACCCCGACCCCUACCCCAACCCCAACCCCAACUCCAUCCCCAGCUGUGGCUGCAGCUAUGACUCCAGGUCCAGGUCCAAUUCCUCACCUGCCCACAACUGAAGAACCUUCUCCCCAUUCUCUACAGCAGCCAGCCACCUCCACCACAGAGACACCUGCUUCCCCUGUGCCCCCUGCCCCAAACCCUCCAAGCACAGGGGGUCGACGGCGCAGAACCACAAGUGAAGACCCCGAUGAGAAGCGGCGCAAGUUCCUGGAGCGUAACAGGGCUGCAGCAUCUCGCUGUAGGCAGAAGAGGAAAGUGUGGGUCCAGUCCUUGGAGAAGAAGGCUGACGACCUCAACUCGAUGAACGGACAGCUUCAGAAUGAAGUCACCCUGCUGAGAAACGAAGUGGCUCAGCUGAAGCAGCUUCUUCUGGCUCAUAAAGAUUGCCCUGUAACCGCCAUGCAGAAGAAAUCUGGCUAUCACAGUGAGUAAUGCUCCAUUAUUCUCAGCCCGAGGCUUCCAGUGAAACGCUUCGGAAACGAGCUCCAGCUAACCACCAGAAGCACGUCUUACUUACGGCCAAACAGAAAGAGCCUUUGACAUAUGAGAUCCCAUUCUUUCAUUUUUUGUUUUUGUUUGUUUUUGAGAAACUUUGCAAAAGUUCAGAUAUUUAUGAGCAGGUGUUGUUUGAGACAAAUUCUCACUGGCAGUGUGAUGUGAUGUCCGAAUCCUUUCAAGGGGCCACAGGUGGUAUCCACGAACAAGCGAUUGUUUUCUCCUCAUUUGACACCGAAAUGAACAUUUGUUAGAUGAUGCUAAAUGUCAGCUGUUUGCUGCAGGAAGGAUUCUCAGAAACCAAAUGUUUGGGUUAUUUUGUAACACAGACAUACAAAAAUGUAGUCUUUAUGAAUAUUUUAAUAUAAUAGAGGAAACCAUUUGCAUCCACUUUAUUUAAAUUUUCUCUUGUCAGCCUGUUUGGUGUCGUCUCCAUGCUGCUGCUUGUUGGUCACAUGAUUUCGUUUAGAAUUAUAUCACCCAUACUUCUUCGUUUCCAAAGACUUGAGGUUCUGUCAUUUUGAUUUUAUGGUCAUAACUCACCUUCCCUCACAGAUGAGCCAGUAUGUGAUGAGAACGAGUGCGCUCCAAGCCACUUCUCCACUGUGUUUUCUAAAUGCCUCCACUGACUUGUAUUGACAAUGAUUGCCUCUGAAAUGAGUCCAUUAAAGCAGCAAGCUUGACAAGACUGUGGAGCGUUCUCGUUGUGGGGUGUCCACCAAGCUUGGCUGUUCAUUAUGCAUCCCUUAUAACUAACCAGCCCACUGACACACGUCAUGUGCAUUAUGGGACUGAUGGGUUCCAGGCUAGAGUGGGCUGUCAGAGCCCAGUCUCAUUUGGUGUCGUCUGAAUUGUUUUUAGCAGGAGCUGUGGAUGAAUUGGGUCAUCUUUCUCAUUUCUGUUCUGGUGUUUCUAGACCUUUUGUAAAAAAAAAAAAAAAAAAAGACAUUGGCAGCAUUUUUUACCCUGUUUGAAAAAAAAUAUAUAACCUCAUCCAAAUACCCCAGUACAUCAGUUCAGCUCACGAGGACAGGUUUGGUAGGAAAGCAAACUUAUGGGUAAUGUGGGUGUGAAAAGAGAAUGAAAUGAUCUGUUUUACUAAUUAGUAAAGCACACUAUUUAACUCUGACUGAUCCACAGCCCUCACUCUUGUAACGGCCUCAUCAAGCUUCUCAGUGUUAACAUGUCCCGUAAGGCUACACUGCCCUCCAGACCUGGUAAUACCCUUCAUCGUCCUGCCCAGGCGUAGCCAUGGCAGGUGGGAGGACAUUAUCCAGACUGCCCCGCAAACAAGCCAGGACAUGCUUUCAGUUGGCACACUGAGCUGUCCAUCUGCUUGCAGCGAACGCCGAAUUCAGAAACCAUGAGAGCAGAAAGAAGCUCCGGCAGCCCCGGGGAAGCAGAAUUUUUUAGUAUUGUGAUGUACAAGCCAGCCAGCCCCUAAUGUCGUUAGGAGUAAUAAUGCUUACUUGAAAAAUGGAACAAAACCACCGAGCUGAUUUAUUCAGAGGUUGACCUUCUGCAUAGUAAAGCAGCAAGGGAGUUUAGCGCUUUGACAUUCACUUACACUAAAUCACACGGUCAAAAUCUUGUCAAGAAGACAUUUGUAUUACACUUCAGUUUUAUCUUAUUGCUAUGGAAUCCAUAUUUUACCUUCUCAAAAACCCAACCAUUAAUUACAAAGUGCCGUAACAAGUGACUUCAUAUCAUUAGCAAUAUUAAUUAUCAUUGUGCUCCUUAUUCCUUUAUGAAACAGAGCAUGAGAGUAGAGUCUUUUUUUUUUCCAUCAGGAUCCAAUUAAUUCAAUGCAACUGCCUAACAGCUGGUGGCAUUUCGACUCCAAGUCUUCCCUACUCUCCAGUGUGAGCAUCAUUAAAAUCAGGUGCUGUAAUCAUCUGUCGCUGCAGUAGUUGGCAAGGUAACAAAAAACAAAUGAGAAUGCAGUUAGGGAUGGGAAACACUGCCACAUGCCCCAGAAUGUAAUGUAUCCUUAUGAUGUGGGUUUAAAUUGACAUUGGAGCUUUAAUUAAAGGAAGGGGUGCAGAAGUGGCAUUAUGGGGAUUAAUGAAAUGGUUUGCACACACCACACGCAAAUAGCUGUUUUACAUUCGAUUACGUGACGAACCAUUUCCUGAGCUUUUCUGGAUUACAGCAGGUAAAUGCUGGUAAUUAAAACAACAGCAGGAAACAGAAAACGUUACAGCUGCUUUUUUCUCUU
Molecule: messenger RNA, 3079 nt
Organism: Scomber scombrus (Atlantic mackerel)
Lineage: Eukaryota; Metazoa; Chordata; Actinopteri; Scombriformes; Scombridae
Gene: atf2
Product: activating transcription factor 2
Exons: 5
Coding region: 1-798 (265 amino acids)
Biological process (GO): regulation of transcription by RNA polymerase II
Molecular function (GO): cAMP response element binding; DNA-binding transcription factor activity, RNA polymerase II-specific
Source: RefSeq, a predicted model, not a curated record